Messenger RNA from Zingiber officinale, 872 nucleotides. RefSeq names its product transmembrane emp24 domain-containing protein p24delta7-like. Gene Ontology annotation, biological process: intracellular protein transport; Golgi organization; endoplasmic reticulum to Golgi vesicle-mediated transport. NCBI's taxonomy places the organism in Eukaryota, Viridiplantae, Streptophyta, Magnoliopsida, Zingiberales, Zingiberaceae. Gene Ontology annotation, cellular component: Golgi apparatus; endoplasmic reticulum; COPII-coated ER to Golgi transport vesicle. The coding region runs from base 26 to 658 and encodes 210 amino acids. The transcript is spliced from 5 exons. The record is from RefSeq and is a predicted model, not a curated record.
UUCCUCACACCCACCAUCAUCCACAAUGAGCUGUUCGUCGGUGCUCCUACUACCAUUACUAGUUUUAGCAACCUUCUCUUUCUCUCCACCUUCGCAAGCGCUCGUGUUCCACCUCCCCUCCGGCCGCGUCAAAUGCUUCUCUGAGGAUCUCCGCGCCGGCGUCGUGUCCCUCGCCAGCUUCCGCGUCGCCGACGACCCUCCCUCCGCCCACAACGUCUCCGCUAGCGUGAUGGAUCCGAAUGGGGAGACCUUCCGCCGUGCUGAUGGAGUUGAAAAGGGGGAGUUCUCCUUUGUGGCGGAGGAGAUCGGGAAGUAUACGACCUGCUUCUGGUCUUCCCAUUUCCAGCUCGAGGCUGUGCUGACGGUGGACUUCGACUGGAAAUCGGGGGUUGCCGCCAAGGUUUGGAACUCCGUCGCCAAGAAAGGGAAGAUUGAUGAGAUGGAAUUGGAGUUGAAAAGAAUGGAGGAUUCAAUCAAUUCAAUACACGAGGAGUUGGUAUUCUUGAGAGAUCGGGAGGAGGAAGCAAGGAGUUUCAAUGAAACAACAACGGCAAGAAUGGGUUCUUUGAGUAUUCUUUCAUUCAUCGUAUGCAUUGGAGUAGCUGGCGUACAGCUUUGGAAUUUAAAGACAUUCUUUAAGAGACAAAAAAUUCUAUAGCAAGGUGAUGAAAUGCUAUGUGACGAUAUCGAUAUCUCAGAUCCUAAAUGUCAUAAUGAUAACACGAGUACCAGGGCUCUCAAAGGAUUUGAUUACUCUUGACCGAGGGAUUCUGUAUGCCAUCUCUUUCGUCAUUAUUUAAAUGGAAAUUAGCACCGUUGACGAUCUCGUAGGUGAGCUUGUAGUUCUUGCAGUUUCUUCAAUGCCCUAAGUC